Plasmopara halstedii is the source of this 1668-nucleotide messenger RNA. RefSeq lists its product as uncharacterized. NCBI's taxonomy places the organism in Eukaryota, Oomycota, Peronosporomycetes, Peronosporales, Peronosporaceae. Gene Ontology annotation, biological process: axonemal dynein complex assembly; cilium-dependent cell motility; regulation of cilium movement. The record is from RefSeq and is a predicted model, not a curated record. Gene Ontology annotation, cellular component: axoneme; axonemal dynein complex. The coding region runs from base 1 to 1668 and encodes 555 amino acids. The transcript has a single exon.
AUGCCUCGAAAGAAAAGUCUUUGUCACCUUUCGACGCGAAAUCAAAAGCUACCCUCAAUUCUCUACUUAAGUUUAAAACUUUGUGGUGGUGCUCAACUUGGCAAGGCUGUCAAGGGACGGAGCAAAGAUGGCAAAAAAGAUGGUUCUGGGUAUGAACUAUCAGAAGAAGAGCGGCGAUUACAAGAAUCAAUUCGCCGUAUGGAAGUAAAUGACAAUCUCAAGCGCUUGGUCGUGUCGAAAAAGGCUUCGUUACAAGGGUUGUUGGCUACGGAAGAGCGUAUCUCGCGCCUUAACAAACUUAAAAUUCAAGACCAUUGGCGUAAAAUUAUGAGACUUGUUAAACUUGAAACACUUCGUAAGGAGGUUGAGGUACGAUCGCAAAACCACGAGCGUGAUGUCGAUCGUAAAGAUGCUCUGAUUCAGAUGCUUGAUCGUGAUUUAAAAGAGGCGGAUGAACAAUUACGCAUGGCGAUACGUGCGCAUCUAUUAAAUGUUGAUGAGCUAAUUGAUUUGCAAGAUGAGCGGUUGCUUGGGCUAGAAAAGGAAUUCAAAUCAGAUUUAUGCGAGCUCGAAAAUGAAUUCCAGACUGAAAAGACGAAACUUAUUGCUCAGCAUACGAUGGAGCGCAAUGAGCUACAGCGCAUUAUGCAAGCUGUCGAACAACAGGAAAAAGAGCGAGAAGCCGAAGCUAGGCAAGAAUAUGAACAACUUCGUGAAGAGAUAAAGAACAAGAAUUUAGAAGACAUAAAUAUAUUGCGAAUUACACUGGAUAGUAGUAUUGAGGAACUGGAGCAGCAUUUUGAAUCUGCCCAUUUAAACUACUUACAAAAUACAGAUCAACGAACACAAGAUUUCAAGUAUUUGACAGCCAAAGAUCAAGAUCUGUCGCGUGAUAUUGAGUUCAAAAUUCGCAAGAUUGAACGACUUCAGCAAAGCUUGACAAUCUGGCGAGGUAAAAUUGCUCAGAAUGUACAUGAGUGUUCUGAGCGCAACAAAGCGCUUGAAGUAGAAAAAGCUACGAUCUCGAAUCAUUUUCGUAAGUUGAAAGCAAAAAUGAAUGGCAUGCGUGAUGAGCAGCGACGUCGUCUCGCCCAAUUCUCUCAAGGAGCUCAUGAAGCAGCAAAGAAGCUGGACACGCAUUUGCAGCUAAGUGAGAGAAUUUUGCAACUUGGUGAACUUGUACGAAAGCUCGAGACGGAGAGGGAGCGUGUACUGCCUUUCUAUCAGUCGACUCUUGCUGAUGAACAUGACGCUCAUGACUUAACAGAAAGUGUACGACUAGCACUGCGAACAGAAAAUAGUCGACAAGAUGAAGCGGAUCAGAUGCUUGACUAUCAGCCUCAAGGACUACAUAAUGGCACUCCUGUGAGUGAGUGGGAAUACCUUGACUUAUUCUGGAAAAGGCACAAUAAGGUGCUGCUUGACGAAAUUACUUUACGUCGUGAAAAAGAUCGUGUUGCUGCUGAGAAUCGCGAACUUCAGACAAUUUUACAGCAAUAUCUCGCCGGAAUUUCAAUUGGCCCAACGGUUCUGGACGGUGCGAACCCUUUGUUAGUAGUCAAUGGACGGUUAAGACUUCGCCAACCGGCAACAAAUCAAGAUUGUAAACCGGGCUGCCAACCCGUCAUUGACGCCAACCACAUGGUCGACACGAACCGAGUAUCAUAG